Rotaria sp. Silwood2 is the source of this 1419-nucleotide messenger RNA. The record is from the annotation of a GenBank genome assembly. Lineage: Eukaryota; Metazoa; Rotifera; Eurotatoria; Philodinida; Philodinidae.
AUGAUCGAACGAGAAUACCGUAAUCAUUCACCCAUUUGGUGGUACACAGGUCCAUAUUUUAUCUAUUCAAUGCUCAAUUGUGGUCUUCGAAAAAUGGACGUCGACAUUAUUCUCAAAAUGGGUUUUUUCAUCCGGCAUCUGCACAACCAUAUUACACAAUUACAUCGCGAACAACAAGGCAGCAUGCCGACAAAAUUUCAAGUCUUUCGUGGACAAGGUUUGUCCAUUGAAGACUUUGAGAAAAUGAAAAAAACCAAAGGAGGACUUAUGUCCUUUAAUAAUUUCUUAUCAACAAGUCGCAAUCGCACGGUCUCAUUGGACAAUUUCGCACGGCCAGCUACAAAGAAUCCCACUUCAGUCGGUAUCCUCUUUGUUAUGGCCAUCGACACGGCGAUUUGCAUCAAAUCAUCAACACCAUUUGCUGAAGUGAGCAAAGUAGGCUACUACAAAAAUGAAGAGGAAGAGAUACUCUUUUCAACACAUACAAUCUUUCGCAUCGAUCGCAUCGAAAGAAUAGAAGACAAACACACAGAUCGCUUAUGGCAGGUCAAUCUCACCCUUGCAGGUAAUCAAGAUGUUGAUUUUAACAAACUCACGGCACACAUACGCGAAGAGGUCAACUUAAAAGCACCAACACGAGGAGUGCCUCAACUAGCCUUCAUACUUCUUAAACUGGGCGAGCCUGCAAAAGCUAAAAAACUCUACAACAUACUCCUCCCAAAGGCCUCUUCCGAUAUCGAUCGAGCAGAUUACAAUCAUAAACUUGGCUGGGCGUAUGAUAACAUGGGCGAGUACUCGAAAGCACUUUCAUCGUAUGAACGAUCACUUGAAAUCACUAAAAUAGCUCUCCCUCCAAAUCAUCCCGACUUGGCUUCUUCCUACAACAACAUCGGUGUGGUGUAUAAAGAGAUGGGCGAGUACUCGAAAGCACUUUCAUCGUAUGAACGAUCACUUGAAAUCCGGAAAAUAGCUCUCCCUCCAAAUCAUCCCGAUUUGGCUAGUUCCUACCUCAACAUCGGUUCGGUGUAUAAUAACAUGGGCAAGUACUCGAAAGCACUUUCAUCGUAUGAACGAUCACUUGAAAUCCGAAAAAUAGCUCUCCCUCCAAAUCAUCCCGACUUGGCUGGUUCCUACCUCAACAUUGGUUCGGUGUAUUAUAACAUGGGCGAAUACUCGAAAGCACUUUCAUCGUAUGAACGAUCACUUGAAAUCAAGAAAAUAGCUCUCCCUCCAAAUCAUCCCGACUUGGCUUAUUCUUAUAACGGCAUCGGUUUGGUGUAUAAUAACAUGGGCGAAUACUCGAAAGCACUUUCAUAUUACGAAAAAGUUCAAGAAAUCUGGAAAAAAUCACUGCCUUCAACACAUCCACAUAUUGCACACGUGAAAAGGAACAUUGAAGAUGUAAAAAAGAAAAUGUAA